GAUUUUAAUGGCUUUAAAUUGCAUUUCCCUGCUUGCAAAAUGCAGGUUUAUACUUUUUAAUAAACUCUGCUUGGUUAUUGUUUGGGAAAUCCCACAUUCUAAAACUUAAUUAAAUUUGGAAAUGUACAAUCGUGUUGUUCGAGCUCACAGUUUUCGUAAUUGACCCAUUGAGAGCGGUUAGCAGGCAUUUUCAUUUGCCCAUAACGAAAAAACAAAUGCAAUUACUAAUUAGUUGCUUUGUUUACCAACGGGCAGAAAAACGUUCCCUUUCUAUUUAAUUAACCCAAACGAAUUUGGCCUUUCGAUUUGUAGCCCAUUUUUGCCGCUUUGCUUGACUAGUGAGUGACUUUGAUAGUUGUUAUUAAAUAUAGUCAGAGCAGAAAUGGUUUUGCCAUUUAAAUAUGUUUUAAAUUCAGGGUAAAUGGAAGGGCUUUCUCAAUCCAGAGUUUGUAUAUUUUUUUGUAAUUUAAUAUUUUUAAGGCAGCAUUGGUAGUCAAAGAGUUGCUCCAGAUAGUUUCAUGUUUUUACAGUCCUUGAUACUUUUAGUUUCGAGUUUCAUUUUAAUUAUUCUUUAACAAUGUGCAGAAAGCAUUUUUAUAUUUACAAAUUGCUGCUUAAUAAAUUCAAGGUAAAGAUACUUCAUUAUUUGUAACAGAGUUCAAGGGAAGAAGCCAUGUUCAAGUUAGUUUUAAGAGCCAGACCUAGUUAGUAGGUGUGUUCUGAAGACCCAACCUUAUAAGACCAGCUCCAGCGAACCCGUAUGCUACUUAGCAUAAAUACUUCUUAUGGUAAUGCUGGCAAGAUGUUGCUAGUCCGUGAAUGGGGGACUUGAAUGAGGUUCAGGUAGCCGCCUGCAUUCUGGUAAUUACUUUGCCACGUGCGAGGGGCAGCUGUUGCACGCACCUAGACACCACUAUAUAUAGACUUAUAUAACUGCAUCUGUAUCUGUAGCUGAGAAGGCGCCCCACACACACUCACACACAUAAUGGCAGAUACGUAUCUUUUGCCUACACAAGAACAGGAUCUAUAUGGCACAACAUAUAUAGGACUUAUAUGACAACUGGCAGCGGAAAUAAUAUGGGGGAGAAAGCAGGGAACAGGGUGCAGGAUGCGGUGAGGCAACUCCCCUAAUCAAAUAAUGCCAGUCGCACUCAGAACUCAGCACUGAAAACGCAGGACUCAGGAUCUGUCUUAUGCGGCUGUUCCUGUUCUGUUGCUGCUCUGUUUCUGCAUUUGUACCUUGGCUUUGUCACAACAAAGGACAAGACAGGAUCCUCGCAGCGAGCAGCAGACAGCAAACAGCUGACAGCUGUGAGCCUGCUGUCUCUGUUCCUCUUCUGCCUCCGAAUGCGUUAUCCUUGUGCGCUGUCAUUGCCCUGCCUUUGAGCAUCUGAGUAUCCUUCGGAUGCAGAAUCCCCCCCGCACUGAUGUCGCGUGCCGUCUGCCGGCGUUUAAGUUUUAAUGCCUCCUAAACUCUCUCUCACUGGCCAGCUGUUGGUGCCUCCAAUUCCUGGCUAAUCCGCUUGACAGCCGCCCUAUGGCUGCGCUGAUUUGCUUUUGGCCGAAAGGCAAUUAAAUUGGCCACCGCAGCGGGACAAAAGGACAGCACGCGUGCAUCCAAUCUGCGGGGCCCAAAGGCCUAGGCGUACGUGCAUGUGGGAGGUGAGAUCCGGAUCCGGAUAAAGUUGGCCCACGAACAUAACGUAUUCCGCGGCUUUUCCAGUGGCAACCGAAUGUAACGGUCGCUUGGGCACCAGAAAUCAGGGGAGGGGCUGCCUUUAGGGAAGGUUUUCGCUCUGCGCUGAACAAGUAUUUGCUUUUAAGGAAAGAGAUCGACGGGGAACUACCCCUUGAUUUUAUUAAUCAUAAAUGAUGUUUGAUUACUUUAUAUUAACGAUAAAAGAAUAAACACAAAUCGUAUUCUAAUUUAACUAGUUCUUAGUUUUUAAAGCUUGUUUGUUUUUAAUUUGUUUAUAGAACAGAAAUAAUAAAACUUGAUAUGGGACUGAGAGCUCUAGUUUAUGACUUGCCGCAUUUAUGGCAGCAAUAUGUGCAUAUUAAGCUAAACUGUUUUAUGAAAGCCAGCAGUUAAAGUUUAUUUUGUCAGUUGACGGCUAUAUGUUAGGUAUUUUAGAACCAAAACUUGAUAUGUUUUCAGCUACUAAUAAACUUUUUAAGAUAUUUCUAAAAACAGAUAGAGCAGGAGUAAACUUAGUAUGCACAAAUCAAAGCAACUAGUUCUUAUGACAAAAUUCCAGAAUAAAAACAUUCAAAUUAGGUAUAUAGUGUCAUAUCUUUGGUGGUGACACAGUGCUGAUAUGAUCUGGUUAUAUGUACAUAUAAUCCCCUUCAGCUGUAAAAGACAUCCAUCAUACCCCAUAACAUAAAUUCUAAGCGGUAUCAAAACAGAAUUGAAGCCGCGAGGGAGCGCAUAUGAGUUGGUAAAUAAGAAUUAAAAACGCUGAUAAAGCGAGCCGAAUGGAACGCCGGCUGCUCCUGCAAUUCGCCAGGGGUUUUUAGGCUUUAGUUUGGGUUUGGGCAGAGCUGAAAUGUCUCAGUUGGAAGUGAAAUGGGUUUCAACCCUCGUUCGCCGCGCAGGAGCAGAUGUUUCUGCGUUUCUCCGUUCUGGCCUAAUGGAACGCGCCAAACACAGUCGGUCAUUGUACGGGUGUCUUAUGUACAAGUAAAUGGUGUUUGUGUGGGGUGGGGUACGACUCGGAGCACGAUCCACUCGACUGCGCGCCGGCGCAGGAAGUGGAGGAAGUUGCUGUAGUUGAGGAGUUGCCGGCUGGAACGGCUCUUUAGAUCAGUCGAGUCGCAGUUGCCGAGGUGAACGGAUCGUAGAUCUUACAAACGGAGAGUGAAAAGUGCUAGGAACCCGAAAAGAAAUCGAGCAAGAACACCCCUUAAAGGUUGCGGAGUAACCACCAGUAACCAGUACAGUGCCAACAUGUCGCAGCAUAAUUAUACGAACCCGGCAUUCUGCCAGAACAGCGAGUUUUACCCGGUGCCCAGCAGCAACUCCUCCUCGCGUGGAGUGGACUCCAUCUACAACAGGAGUCUCCAGAUGAGUUUUGGGGCAGCGGCUCCGCGUUCUGGCCAUGCCACGCCCACACGAGAUCCCCGCGAGGGUCCCCUGCGAAUGCAACGUAGCAUGUCCACGCGAUCGGUGACGCGGAAACAACACCAGCAGCAGCAGCAACAGCAGCAGCAACAGCUGCAACAUCAGGCCAAGCAGCAGCAGUAUCAGCAGCAAUCAUCUAGUGGCCGCUAUGCCUUGGUUCCCCUGGAGGAACUGAACAGCAGUAGGGCCAGCAGAUAUGCCAUAGUUCCCGGCCAAGCAGCCCAGAGACUGGCCAGAUCGCAGGAUAACCUAGAUCGGUAUAGCUCCCGUCAUGGCCUGCAUGAGGAGGAGGAGCCGCACUCCUUUCACGAAGAGCCCCACCAGGAGACACAGUUCGCCAGCUUGCCACCUAUACUAAAUCUACCGCCCAAGCCCAGAAAUAACAAUAAUAACUCCGCCAAUCCCAAUCAAACGCAGAUUAAGCCUGCCUUCAGCAGUGAUUUCGGCAGCAAGACCUUUUUGAUUGUGGAUAAAAACAGCAACCAGAGGUACCAGAUGGUUCCCACCGCCGAGGAUGAGGAGCUGGUGGACGAGAACCAGGAGAUCAUACAGAUGCACAACGGCCGGGCCCAUCGGUAUGCCGUGGUGCCCACCGAUGCAGAUGAUGAUGACUUGGCCGAGGAGCAGGAGCAGCAGGAAACCUGCCUCAGUAAUAUGGAGCUGAGUCAGCAAUAUGCUGCCAGGACUUCAACGCCGCAGCAAAGGAAUGCAGUAGCUGCCACCAGAGCCUUGCACGAACUCCUGACCACGCCCAGGAAAAUGCAGCCGCCACCGAGGUUGGCCCACUCCACGCCCAGGAAUGCCGCCCACCACGAGCAGUUGCAGAUGGAACGCAGGCUGGAGAUCUACAAGAGCCAGCAGAUCUACCAGAGUCAGCAGGUUGCUGCAGUGAUUGGGGCUCCACCAGCCUUACCCCAACGACAGAACCGGCUUUCCCCCCAGAGACUCCACUACGAGACCGUGAAGCCGCUUCCCAUGCAGAUGGCUGAUCGUUCCAUGGCCGUCAUCAGCCCCAGGGUUCAGGAGCAGGAUCCGGACAGGGAACAGGACAUGAGCAGCAUUCAGGGAAAGGGAAAGAACAACAAUUCCUAUCCCCAGAAGAUGGCCAAUGCCACGAUUACCUUGGCCGUGGUGUCCCUGAUGCUCGUGUUGGGCAGCACCAUGAAUGCGGCUCUCAUCGUCUACAUGAUCGCACACUUUGGGAAAUCCUUCUACCUGCAGUUUGGCCUGGUGGCCUCCAUUUCUGGAAUGGGGCUUGGCUUCCUGGGCUUCAAGUCGCGCCACUGCGACUGGCUGCCGAACAGGAGCUAUAGUUCCGGCUACAUCCUGGUGACCGUGUUUUGCCUCUUCAAGUCCUGUGGCCUGCUAGUGAUUCUCGUGGUGGACCCCUUCCCCGGCUUUCCUGUCCACGAUGUGACCACUGGAGUCAUCCUGGGACUUUCCACCUUCACCAUGUUCUUCAUCGGACUGGGUGUGCUGGGCAGCUUGUGGUGCCACCGACCACCGCCAGACAACCGCGUCAACGUGGUGUAAUCCCACGGAGUUAGUUCUUAGUCUCUAAUUAGUUGUACACCAUCCACUUGGACUUCAAAAAUCGACACACCAAACGGCUAAAAGACCAAAAACAAAGCAUUAGAUUAAUAACCAGAGGAAGAUCAUCAUCCCCCGAAACGACUGUAAAUAACAAGUGGGUUGUACUUACUGCUAGAUCAUAGUUUGUUUAACUUAUUGUUCACCUUUGUGUAGGCUAAGAAUGUUUCGCUGUAAGAAUAAAAUAAAGGCACCUGAUUAC
Molecule: messenger RNA, 4916 nt
Organism: Drosophila eugracilis
Lineage: Eukaryota; Metazoa; Arthropoda; Insecta; Diptera; Drosophilidae
Gene: spdo
Product: probable basic-leucine zipper transcription factor R
Exons: 2
Coding region: 2951-4657 (568 amino acids)
Source: RefSeq, a predicted model, not a curated record